This is a messenger RNA of Nelumbo nucifera (sacred lotus), 1096 nucleotides long. Its product is annotated as Late embryogenesis abundant (LEA) hydroxyproline-rich glycoprotein family. The record is from RefSeq and is a predicted model, not a curated record. Gene Ontology annotation, cellular component: plasmodesma; plasma membrane. Gene Ontology annotation, biological process: defense response to other organism. Lineage: Eukaryota; Viridiplantae; Streptophyta; Magnoliopsida; Proteales; Nelumbonaceae.
UUUUAGGAGCUUCCAGAGAGGCCAGAGGACGUAAUAUCUCUCUCUCUCACACACACAUGAUACAUGAAUGAAGAGAAGAAGAAGAAGAGGUGGAGGAAAAGCGGCGAUCACUAAGUUGCUAUCUACCAGUCAAAAGCUAGCGGUAGAACGAAAUGAUUGCUGCUUUCUGUUGUGCUUGUGCACUCCUCUCUAUUAUUAACACCUCCCCACUUCACCCUACUUCGUCUCUUGGCAUUCUAAGCUUUGCUUCUCUGGCUUCUAGCCUUGUAAUUCCUUUUAGCUUCGAUCUCUUGCAAAUGUCUCAACUCCCAAUAAAAUCUCCUAAACACUGCGCCAAGCACGGACUGAACGUAGACAAGCUCUACAAGAGACUCUUUUACGCCUUCUCCACCUUUCUCAUCUCUGUUCUCUCCGUAGUCUUCCUUGUCUGGCUCAUCCUUCGCCCUUCCAAGCCUGAAUUCCACCUCAAAGAGGCUGAUAUUUACCAGCUCAAUCUCUCAGGUCCUCACCUUCUCAACACUUCCAUACAGAUCACUUUAGUCUCCAAGAACCCAAAUCAGAAGGUCGGCGUUUACUACGACCAGCUCCAAGUUUAUGCAUCUUACAAGGGCCAACAAAUUACUCUCGACACUUCUCUCCCUCCUUUUUACCAGGGACACGAGGAUAGAAACCUCUUAACUGCGUCUUUAGUCGGAAUCGGGCUUCCAGUGGCUCCGUCCUUCGGUUAUGAAGUGGGUCGUGACCAGACGACGGGUAAACUGAUACUAAGUCUGAAAGUGAACGGACGGCUCCGGUGGAAGGUAGGGACGUGGGUCUCCGGGCGGUAUCGUUUCAAUGUUGAGUGUGUUGCCAUCAUGGCCUUUGAACCAAACGCUGUGUCCAGUCCACUGAGUUCCAAACAAGGGACUCAGUGUUCUACCAGUGUUUGAAUAACAACCACCAACAAGCUUCAGAUUGAUUUUCGAAGCAAGUUCUAUGAAGUUUUCGUUGAUUUGCAUUCUGCAGCAGGUAUAGUUUGUUAUUUAUUAAUGCUAACAAAGCCUUGUAUAAUAAUAAUAUUAAUAUUAAUGAAACAUAAGAUUGAAACUUGGAAGCG